UAUUGCGGGAAAAUGCAUCCUUGUCAUUUCUGAUUUAUAACAAAAAACAUAACAAUGCCUAAACUGCUGUGAGACAAGGUGCACAGAAAACAAGAGAAAGUCCAGUGAGCACGUCCCUCUUAACCUAGCGGGUCUAAGAUAUGCGAGGCUGUCUGGUGGUUCAAGUAAACAUAUUUUAAAGUGCAAACACUUGUCAGUAUCGCACUCGUACAGACUCUUAAUCUGCUGGGUAGAAUUAAGUCCGUACAGAAUGGUGAGCGAUUUGACCAAUCGGGUGAAAGGGGCGUGACAGCACCGCCCACAUGUACGAAUCCCAUAUUGAGUCCGAAAUCCGUUUUUUAAACGACAAACGAAAAAUGAAAAAUCGGGGCGAAAUCUAAUUUUUCGUUUGUUGAACUAAACGAAAAAUGAAAAAACGAGUCAUCUUUCAGUUUCCAUUAAUUUAUUUAAUAUAGGAUAUCAAAUGAAUAAAACGUACACGGACCCAACAGCAGCCGACAGUAGAUGACUUUUCUGAAGAAAAGAAACCUAGAGCUUGUGUGGAGGUCUGGACUCGUAUUCUUAAAGCCAGUAAGAAAGCUCUUAAUUGAGCUUAAAAACGUCUAUGUAGUUGUCCUAGUUUAAAAACGAUUCAGGACCAAUCAGAGAGAAGGUCAAUCCGUGUAUCAUUCGUUCUUUUCAUAUUCAAUUGAGAUAUCAAAAUCGGAAAAUUAAAAAACGGUUUGUUUCUUCGUUAUUCGUUUAUAAAUGUAAUACCAAAAAACAAAUAACGGGUCAUUUUUCGUACUUUUGAUUUAAUGCUCAGAUCAAAAAUAGGAAAUGAAAUAAAGGGGGAACGACCGAUUUUGAUUUUGAUAUUUAAUUUGUUCGAUUUGCGUGAACCGGAAGUUAUCUUCGUGUGUGUGCGUGUGUGUGUUGCACUUGGAAGUUUGCCGUAAUUGCAAAAAGUUAAAAGAAGCCUGAAAAACCUCAAUCUUGCAGUGAUUGACUCAGUAUUUUUUUGUAAUUUCGUAUCGACACCAUGGCCGCACUGGAAUCAUAUGCUGAUUUAAUUAAAUACUUAUUUGAAAAUUUCAAGACACAUAAGGAGAUUUCCGCUACGCUGCAGAAGACGGGUAUCCAGCGAUGUUCUGAAAUGAGUGUGAGAAGAUUCUGUGUUCAGCACAACCUUAAGCGAAAAAGACAUGUAUCGGACACAGAACUGGAGAGGGCUGUGGUUGGAUCAAUAUAUGAAACAGGCCCGUCUUAUGGCCGCAAGUUCAUGACUGGCUAUCUGUCUUCAAUUGGAGUCUGUGCAGGAGAAUGUCGAGUUGGGAAAAUCCUGAGAGAGAUUCAUCAGCCAUACCACGAAUUCCGACGCCAGGGUGCUCGUAAUCUAAAUCCCAUCCCGUAUAAUGCUGAAUAUAUGGGCCAUAAAAUUCACCUGGACCAAAACGAGAAGCUUGUGAUGUUUGGAGUGACGCAUGUCGUGGCAGUUGAUGGCUACAGCAGCAAAAUUGUUGCCAAUGCCACCAUGCCAGUGAAAAACAACCUUGUGAUUUAUGAGGAAGUUUACAGAUCUGCAGUGGUUAACCAUGGGAUGUGGGACCAAGUCAGGGUUGACCAUGGCAAGGAGUUUUAUAUGUGCUUGUACAUGCAAGAGAUGCUGUCAAGACAUAGAUACAACCCUAGCAGGCCACCAUACCUUCAAACAACAUCAAAAAGGAAUCUUCGAGUGGAAAGGAUUUGGCCCGAGGUGAACAAUCGCGUGAACUACCCACUGAAACACGCCCUGGUACACAUGCUGGACCAAGAAGUCCUCAACAUGGAGGACAAUUUGACUAAAUUCUGCAUUUCAAACCUGACAUGUCAGUUAAGUCAAAUUGGACUAGGCAGAGUGGUGCAAUCGUGGAAUGCACACAGGAUCCCAGGCCGUGGGAUACCCAAUGAACUCGCAGCAGGUGGCUGUCCAGCUAAAAUCUCUGAAGAGCUGUUGCCCAAUGCCUCUGUUGUGGCAAACAUGUAUGAGCAAGAUUUUGGAUCCUCGCUGACUUGGGAGUCAGUAUUUGGAACUGACCCAUUUUCAUCUGAGGAGGAUAGAUGUCAUGCAGAACAAGACUUUGCAGAUACCUACCCUGACAUCUCUCUUCUUUUUAAUCAUGUGGUAAACAAUGACUAUACACCUUUCCAAGAUGCCUUGUUGCACUUAAUAAAUGUCACCCAAAGAUAUGUCUGAAAAAAGUAACUGGAAUGCUGUGGUAUUGAGUAGCUAGGACAUCAGACUUUGUUAGUGCUGAUUCAAAGUUUGUCCACCAUUUAUGCUAUUAUAGUUUUGAUAUAAAAUCACUGUUGAAUAGACUAUUGAUCGGUCUCAGUGUGUUUUGUUCUUUACUUCAUCAAACUGUAUUCAGUCUGCAUACAGCUUCUAUUGAUACCCUCUUAAUUGUUGCAUUUUUUACUGUAUG
Messenger RNA from Triplophysa dalaica, 2444 nucleotides. RefSeq lists its product as uncharacterized. The record is from RefSeq and is a predicted model, not a curated record. The transcript has 6 exons. NCBI's taxonomy places the organism in Eukaryota, Metazoa, Chordata, Actinopteri, Cypriniformes, Nemacheilidae. Bases 1022 to 2215 code for a protein of 397 amino acids.